Eucalyptus grandis is the source of this 2619-nucleotide messenger RNA. RefSeq names its product probable LRR receptor-like serine/threonine-protein kinase At5g63710. NCBI's taxonomy places the organism in Eukaryota, Viridiplantae, Streptophyta, Magnoliopsida, Myrtales, Myrtaceae. Gene Ontology annotation, biological process: protein phosphorylation. Gene Ontology annotation, molecular function: protein binding; protein kinase activity; ATP binding. The transcript is spliced from 11 exons. The coding region runs from base 623 to 2335 and encodes 570 amino acids. The record is from RefSeq and is a predicted model, not a curated record.
AUUUUUAUCAGCCAUUGAUGGAAGAAUAUUCUAACAUUUCAAUUUGUCUAGUGAGUUAAACUCUUAGCUGGAAAAGAAAAUAUCAGAAAAAGUCAUUUUGUCGGGGAUAGUACCAAGUUCGCAGUGUUGCAAAUGCAUCACGAGCGAUGUUUUUCAUCAUGCAUAGAUGGGUGAUUCAUUUCUGGGGUCUGGACAAUGCAUUUUCGGGUGUUAUCUCCAGCCAGCAAAGCAGGGAAUAGGAAUUCUCUUAAGUGGGUGCUUGGAAUGGGAAGCUUCUUGUGAGGUCUAUUCACCUCUCUUUCUCUCUCUCAGCAUCUGCAUUGCAGAAAAGCAGUGCAAAGGGAUAAUGUGAAUCUUUAAUUGCAAUUAUUAAAUCACUAAAAGCAGAGCACAGAGGGAGGCCCAUUAGGUAGUGGGAUUCUCAUUCGCCAUUCCACCACCCAAUUUGAUCAUAGAGAAUUAGCUUUGCUUAUUCUCUGUUCCAUUGGCAAAUUGGCCCUCCCCUCAAUUCCUCCCCAGUCCUCCUCCUCCUUUUCUUUUACCUUUGCCCUCGUGUGCUUUGCGGGUCCCUCCCCCUCGCACUAAAUCACAUGAUUUUUAUUUUCAUCAUGGUGAUUAUAAUAUGCACCAUGUUCUCCUUCAUCUCCCCACUCUGCUACCUUAUCUUGACACAUGCUGGGUUACUAAAGUCAUGGGUGCAUCAGAAUUAUCGAAAGGAGGCAAGAAGUUGCUAGCUGAAAUUCUGGAAGCUAAAGGCCAUCAUAUGUGGGGAACUUUUCUGCAUCAUCAUGCUUAUUUAAAGCAAAUCAUUUUCUCUUUUAUAGUCCUCAUCUUGUUAAGCGACAGCCAUUCAACCAAUGGACCUGACAUUGAAGGUGAUGCUCUCAUCGAAGUCCUUGAUAGCCUCAAUGAUACUAAUCACGUCAUAACUGAUUGGGAUCACGGCUUUGUGAGCCCAUGCUUCAGUUGGUCCCAUGUCAGCUGUCCGUAUGGACAUGUCAAUAUGCUGAGCCUCGACUCAAUUGGAUUUUCUGGAACUCUCUCUCCUAAAAUUACCCAGCUAAAGUAUUUGGUCAACUUGGCGUUACAGAACAAUAACUUGUCUGGUGCGCUACCUGAUUUCCUGGGUAACAUGGUGCACCUGCAGAAUCUAAAUCUGGCAAAUAACAAGUUCAAUGGAACUAUACCUGCCUCUUGGGGUCAACUUUCCAAUCUAAAGCAUUUGGAUCUUUCGUCCAAUAACUUGACAGGAAAGAUCCCCAUGCAACUCUUCUCGGUUCCAACAUACAAUUUCUCCGGAACAAAUCUCAUUUGUGGCUCUCGCUUGGGUCGACCUUGUGUAAAGUCAGCACUUCCAGAACAAUUGGCAGCUUCAACUGGCAAGUCAAAACUUGGAGUUGCUGUAGCUUCUGCCGGUGGUGGUGCAUUCGUACUUUUGUGUCUGGGGGCUAUCUAUGCAUACUGGUGCCAUGAAAUGCACAAGUCCAAACAUGACCGGUUUGUGGAUGUAGCAGGUGAAGAUGACCGAAAAAUUUCUUUUGCUCAAGUGAGGAGAUUUUCUUGGCGUGAAAUUGAACUUGCUACCGAUAAUUUCAGUGAAAACAACAUAAUUGGACAAGGAGGCUUUGGCAAAGUUUACAGAGGUGUUCUCUCAGACAAUACAAAGGUUGCUGUUAAAAGACUUUCCGAUCAUAACAGUCCUGGUGGAGAGACUGCAUUCGUGAGGGAAGUCGAGCUUAUAAGCGUUGCAGUUCACCGUAACCUUCUUCGUUUGAUUGGUUUCUGUACGACCUUCUCGGAGAGGAUACUUGUUUAUCCCUACAUGAAAAAUCUUAGCGUUGCAUACCACCUGAGAGAUUUAAAACCAGGAGAAAAAGCACUGGCCUGGCCAACGAGGAAGCGCAUAGCUUUUGGAGCAGCUCAUGGUCUGGAGUAUCUUCAUGAACAUUGUAAUCCUAAAAUUAUACAUCGCGAUCUAAAAGCUGCCAAUAUCCUCUUGGAUGAUGAUUUCGAAGCGGUUCUUGGUGAUUUUGGGCUGGCUAAGCUGGUCGAGACAAAUGUGACUCAUGUGACUACACUAAUAAGAGGUACAAUGGGUCACAUUGCUCCAGAGUACUUGUCCACUGGAAAGUCAUCAGAGAAGACGGAUGUUUUUGGCUAUGGUAUAACACUUCUUGAACUCGUAACUGGUCAACGUGCGAUCGACUUUUCUCGGCUCGAGGAGGAGGAGGAUGUUCUUUUGCUUGAUCACGCAUGGCAUGUUGAAUUCUGGAAGGGAUCGCAUCAAAUAUAUUUUUUAAGAACUCGAAGGCAGAAAUAUCAAGACAAGUUUUGAAGUGGAUUAAAGAUCAAAAGAACUGGAUUAGCUAAAAUUUUGCAACCUGUGUCGUACCCUAUGCAAGAGUUACUGCAUAGGGAAAUUAUCACUAGGUCGCUUAAUUGAGUCCCAUGGAGCUGUUCCUGGCUGAAUUUCCACGGUUUGAACUAGUGAAUUGAUAGAUUUUCUGCACAUUUCUUCGUGAGAAUUGAGAACCAGUGUGCUGCAUGAAGAUAAGUGGAAAUUAGACCUAUAUGUAUUUUAGUUGUUUCCUAUCCUUCUACAACCAGAAUGAUCUCAAA